Messenger RNA from Drosophila subpulchrella, 1081 nucleotides. RefSeq lists its product as uncharacterized. The record is from RefSeq and is a predicted model, not a curated record. The coding region runs from base 16 to 681 and encodes 221 amino acids. Lineage: Eukaryota; Metazoa; Arthropoda; Insecta; Diptera; Drosophilidae. The transcript is spliced from 4 exons.
UGUUUUCUGCGGCGAAUGAUUUCUCCAUUGCGGCUGAAAAAUUGGCCAAGGAAGAGAGUUCAGGCAAGUGUUGUAGAAAUGGAAUCCCAGCUAUUGAGAGCCAACAAUGUGCUCGGAAAAGUAACGACCCUGGAAUUUCAGCAAGUUAGAUCGGCAUGGCCCUUCAACGAUUUGGCCAAUUCUCUCUUUAAAGAAAAUGUUCGGUUAAGCAGAAAUGCUUUUAAUGUGUUGGUGCAAUCGUUGCCUGGUCUUGCGAAGGACACAAACUGGAGAUUGUCUAUUCCUUUAGAAAAAAGGAUAGCAAUAUCUCUUUUUACGAUGGGCUCAUCUGCUGAGUUCCGAAUAGUUGAAAGGCUGUUUGGUGUUUCACCAUCAACAAUUUGCGGAAUACUGCAUGAAUUUUGCAAUGAGGCUUGGCGGAAGUUGGCACCAAAGUACCUUCCUGCAGCCUUCUUAGCCCAGGAGAAUGUUGAGAAUAACGUGGCAGGUUUCCAUGCUCUUGGAUUUCCUCACCGCUUUGGAGCCAUAGAUAGAUGCCAUAUAGAAAUAAGUCCUCCCAAAAAUUACGCUGUCGAUUUUUAUAACUACAUGGAAUUGUACUCUGUAAUUCUUUUGGCUUUAGUAGACCAUAGAUACCAGUUUAGAUAUGUAUGGAGAUGUUGGUGCUCCAGGCAGGUGUAACGAUUCUCAAGUGUACGAGCCAUCCGAUCUAAAGGCACUCAUUAAUGGAUCGAACAUCUUUGAAUCUAAUGCCAAAGAAUCGGACCCGCGGGAUAUCGGAAACAUGUCGAUCAUGCUGCUCGUCUCCUCUAUCACGCGCGCAUAUUUUGAGAGAUUUCACCAUCAACGAUGGAAAUGUACUUGGCCUGCGAACAAUCAGUAAUGUGAGCCGACGCCAAGGAUAUGAAUAGACAAAGUAUGGGUCCAAACCUGUGGGAUUAAACUUUAGCUAUUUUUUUGCUCAUAAAGAAGUUUCCACCACCACCGAAAUAAACUUAAAAAAACCUAUGCCAAUGGCUAUGAACCUUAUAGUUAUGAUAGUAAUGAAUUAUGCCAAGUGGCUUAAAGGUGUAAUAAAAAA